Molecule: messenger RNA, 477 nt
Organism: Lecanosticta acicola
Lineage: Eukaryota; Fungi; Ascomycota; Dothideomycetes; Mycosphaerellales; Mycosphaerellaceae
Source: the annotation of a GenBank genome assembly
AUGUCUGAGGGAGGCUGCUUCUGCGGGAACGUCCGCAUCAAGUCCACGGGCGAGAUUCAGGCUAAGGUACCGCAUGAAUUUCCAGCAUGGUGAUCUUUCCAAGCUGACCACAGGUAUGCCUUGUGCCACUGUCGCGAUUGCAAGAAGAUCACUGGAUCGACGUACUCGACGAACAUCAUCGUCCCCGGCGACGGUUUCUCGGUAACGAAAGGCAAGCCAAAGGAAAUAUCCGUCAAGGCAGACAGUGGCAACCAGAUCACUUCGUACUUCUGUGGCGACUGCGGCUCGACCCUCUGGAGGCAGGGCGCUACCUUUGGCGACGCCAGGAUCAUCAAAGUGGGUGUGAUGGAUGACAUCGAGGCACUCGAGCAAGCACAGCCUGCUGUGGAACUCUACGCCCCAGAGCGUGUCUCCUGGGUUGGUGCGGUCGCCGGUGCAGGCCAGAAGAAGGCCAUGCCAGACUCGGCCGAGGUGUAA